CAUUACAACAAAUCAAACCCGGAUCAACAUUAUGGAAGCUUUUCUUCAAUUUCUACCCUUUUUUGGGUUGUUUUUACUUUCUCUAAUAAUCUAUAAUUACAAAAGAAUAAGCACAACAAAAAGUAUAAUCAAACCACUAGCUCCUGAACCAUCAGGGAAAUUGCCUUUUAUAGGCCACCUUCAUCUUUUACAUGGUCAAGCUCCAGUAGCAAGAAUACUAGGAAAAAUGGCUGAUGAUUACGGGCCAGCUUAUUCUCUACGGCUCGGUAAUCAUCAGGCAUUGGUUGUGAGCAGUUGGCAGAUGGUCAAGGAGUGUUUCACUACAAAUGACAGAAAUUUUGCAACUAGGCCAAAUAUGGCUGUGAGCCGGUACAUGGGCUAUAAUAGUGCUGUUUUUGCACUAGCACCAUACGGGCCAUAUUGGCGAGAGAUACGAAAGCUUGUUACAUUAGAGCUUUUAACAAGCCAACGGCUAGAAAGGCUAAAGAACGUUCGUGACUCUGAAGUGAAGUACCUCAUUAAUGAGCUCUCGGUGUUGGUCUCAAAAGACACGGCUCAAACUUCUGCUGUGGACAUGACCAAGUGGUUCGAACACACAACUUUUAAUAUAAUUGUAAGAAUGUUGGCAGGCAAAAGAUUUUCUGGUGGUUGUAAUGACAAAGGUGACAAUGAAGACAUACAAGUGAAAGAAGCCAUAAAGAAAGGGUUGUAUCUUAGCGGCGUUUUUGUUGUGUCUGAUGUUAUUCCGAAUUUGGAAUGGUUGGAUAUUGGAGGACAUGUGAAAGCUAUGAAACAAGCAGCAAUAGAGCUAGAUGUUGUUUUUGGAAAGUGGGUCGACGAACAUGUUGAGAAAAGAAAAGAGCGUGGCAGCGAUAAAUUAGAAGCCGAUUUUAUGGAUGUGAUGCUUUCGACCCUGUCAAACGAUGCUGAGAUGUUUGGCUAUGGACGUGAAACCAUUAUCAAGGCAACAACACUGAUUCUCAUCUUAACGGGUUCAGAAAGUACUGCUGAGACACUGACAUGGGCACUCUCUUUACUAUUGAACAACCCACGCGUCCUAAAAGCAGCCCAAAAGGAGCUUGAAGAUCAUGUAGGAAAAAACAAGUGGGUCGAAGAAUCAGAUAUCAAGAACCUAACAUAUCUACAAGCCAUAGUAAAAGAAACACUCCGUAUGUACCCACCAGGUCCUUUAGCAGGACCUCGUGAGGCCAUUGAGAAGUGCUAUAUCGGGGGCUAUCAUGUCCCCAAAGGGACCCGUUUAAUAGUGAACGUCUGGAAGCUACAUCGUGACCCACAAGUGUGGGCAGAUCCAAAUGAUUUUAAACCAGAAAGGUUUCUUGAGAAACACUCAAACAUCAAUUAUCAGGGUCAGAACUUUGAAUACAUUCCGUUUAGUUCUGGAAGAAGAAUGUGUCCUGCAAGCACGUUCGCUUUGCAAGUAAUUCACUUGACACUAGCUCGAUUACUUCAAGGGUUCGAUUAUUCAACACCAAACGGGAAGCCGGUUGAUAUGAGUGAGGGAUUAGGCAUAGCCUUGCCGAAAGUGAAACCGCUUGAAGUGAUCAUUACUCCGCGGCUUUCUCCACAACUCUAUCAAAACCUUUGACACCGAUUAAAGGGUCCAAAAAUAACAAAAUGAAGACAUUGGUAUUAUGUUAUACAAUCUCACUAUAUAUGUAAAUAAAAGAUUAGAACCUAGUUAUUUUUGCUAUGGAUUCUUAAUCUCAUUGAAUGUAGUUGUUCUAUAUUUCGAUUGUAAUGCAAUAUGAAUAUAUCCAAGUGUUUUUUGAGAA
Molecule: messenger RNA, 1793 nt
Organism: Erigeron canadensis
Lineage: Eukaryota; Viridiplantae; Streptophyta; Magnoliopsida; Asterales; Asteraceae
Product: xanthotoxin 5-hydroxylase CYP82C4-like
Exons: 2
Coding region: 32-1606 (524 amino acids)
Biological process (GO): defense response to other organism
Molecular function (GO): oxidoreductase activity, acting on paired donors, with incorporation or reduction of molecular oxygen; heme binding; iron ion binding
Source: RefSeq, a predicted model, not a curated record